Molecule: messenger RNA, 1050 nt
Organism: Pelecanus crispus (Dalmatian pelican)
Lineage: Eukaryota; Metazoa; Chordata; Aves; Pelecaniformes; Pelecanidae
Source: RefSeq, a predicted model, not a curated record
GUCCCUUCAGAUCCUCCUGCUUCCAAAAAGCCCAAAAUAGAUGACUCUGCUUCCCAAUCUCCAGCUUCUACUGAGAAGGAAAAACAGUCCAGUUGGUUACGGUCCUUAUCCAGUUCAUCUAAUAAGAGUAUUGGCUGUGUCCAUCCCCGCCAGCGUCUCUCAGCUUUCCGGCCCUGGUCCCCUGCUGUAUCGGCAAAUGAGAAGGAGCUCUCAACCCAUCUUCCCGCAUUGAUCCGAGACAGUUUUUACUCCUACAAAAGCUUUGAGAAUGCUGUGGCCCCCAAUGUGGCACUUGCACCUCCAGCCCAACAGAAGAUCGUCAGCAACCCGCCCUGUGCCACAGUAGUAUCACGGAGCAGCGAGCCACUGAGCAGCACUGUCCAGCCACGGAAAAGAAAACUUGCCGCAGAGAACACGGCUAUCCCAGAAGCAGCAGCCACUGUUGCGGCCACUGUUACUGCCACUGAAGAGGAUAAGGAAUCGGAAGCAGAAAUUGAAGUAGAAACCAGGGAAGAAUUCACCUCCUCCUUAUCCUCGCUCUCCUCCCCAUCCUUUACUUCAUCCAGCUCUGCAAAGGACAUGAGCUCACCUGGGAUGCAGGCCCCGGUCACAGUCAGCAGUUCAUACGAGGUUGCAACACAUUCUGACUCUCACAGCAGCGGGUUGGAAGCUGAGCUGGAGCACCUAAGGCAGGCCCUGGACAGCGGCCUAGAUACAAAAGAAGCCAAAGAAAAAUUCCUCCAUGAGGUUGUUAAAAUGAGAGUGAAGCAGGAAGAGAAGCUAAACGCUGCCUUGCAAGCCAAACGCAGUCUACAUCAGGAGCUGGAGUUCCUAAGAGUGGCUAAGAAAGAGAAACUGAGAGAAGCAACGGAGGCGAAGCGCAACUUAAGGAAAGAGAUUGAACGUCUGAGAGCUGAGAAUGAGAAGAAAAUGAAGGAAGCCAAUGAGUCUCGGAUACGACUGAAGAGGGAACUGGAGCAAGCCAGGCAGAUCCGGGUUUGUGACAAGGGCUGCGAAGCAGGCAGGCUCCGGGCCAAGUACUCAGCCCAG